CUGCCGUCUGUGUCCGGGUGGCGCUGCCGGGUCCCUCCUUACCCGCCCGCAGCGGGACACGCACUUUCCCUGCCGGGGCAGAAGCAGCCGCCAGCGGCGAGGCCCGGGCGGCUUGUGAGGGGAGCGGAACACGGGGCUCCUCUCGGCCCCACGAGGCGCCUGGGGCUGUGCCCUGGGGGGACGCGCCUGAGGGCCCCGGCUGCCUGCAGCGGGGCGGCCCCUCCCGCUCCCCGAGGCAGGAAGAUGCCGGUGAAGAAGAAGAGAAAAUCCGCGGCGGCAGCGGUAGCGGAUGAGACCGGCCUCAAGAAAUGUAAACUGGGCAGCUAUUGCAGAUCGCAAGCCUCUGGUAAAGUGAUAAGUGGAGAGGAGCAUUUUUCAAGCAAGAAGUGCCUGGCGUGGUUUUAUGAAUAUGCAGGUCCUGAUGAAGUUGUAGGGCCAGAGGGAAUGGAAAAGUUCUGUGAAGACAUUGGUGUUGAACCUGAAAACAUUAUUAUGUUAGUUUUAGCCUGGAAAUUAGAGGCUGAAAGCAUGGGAUUUUUUACCAAGGAAGAAUGGUUAAAGGGGAUGACCUCGUUACAGUGUGACUGCACAGAAAAGUUACAGAAUAAGUUUGAUUUUUUGCGGUCACAACUGAAUGACAUUUCAUCCUUUAAGAAUAUCUACAGAUAUGCCUUUGAUUUUGCAAGGGAUAAAGACCAGCGAAGUCUUGAUAUUGAUACUGCAAAAUCUAUGUUAGCACUUCUGCUUGGAAGAACAUGGCCACUGUUCUCAGUAUUUUAUCAGUACUUGGAGCAAUCAAAGUAUAGAGUUAUGAACAAGGAUCAGUGGUACAAUGUGUUAGAAUUCAGCAGAACUGUGCAUGCAGAUCUUAGCAACUACGAUGAAGAUGGUGCAUGGCCCGUUCUCCUUGAUGAAUUUGUUGAGUGGCAAAAAGUUCGUCAAGUGUCAUAGCAAGAACUUUGAAGAAAAUGCAGAAUUUUUUGAUGCCCACCUCUGUACAAACUAAUGAGACAAAACCAAGGGUUGCAUUUUCAUGCUUAUGAAAGACUUUACAGUGAUUUUUUUUUCCUUUUUUUUUUAAAGGAAGUUUUCUUGUUACAUGUGAUAUGGGCAUUGAACCACACCUCUUCUGAGACUGAAAGUUGGAGUUUGUUUUUGAGUCUUAUGUUUAUAGCAUUUAUUUCAGAACAAUAAAGAUCCAGAUUUGUGACAAAGGCCUAAAAGUGAAGGAUGUCCCUUGAGUGUGAGUGCGGUGUCUGUUUUUGAAAUUCAAAACUUCAGAUUUUACUUUCUUAGAAAUGCCCUUUGCUAUGAGUUGUGUGGUUUUUUUAAAUGUGCUUAACUGGCACUGUAGUGUGCUGAUGGUAUGAUUGUCUUGUGCGAUACAAGUUAGAAGGAAUGACUGUUGAUCUUAAGCUCCAGGUGGUAUUUUAUUAGUUUGCAUACUAGUAUCAGACUUGGGUUGUGCCACAACAUUCAUCUCCAGGUGGAGACAAAGGCCUUAAAAAUUCAUUUUUCUCCACUACUCAGUCAGGGCUGUAUCAUUUAAAAGCACGGCCAUUUUAAAAAAGUCAUAUGUGCGUGGCUCCAUAUACUGUAUAGCUAGAAAAUAGUCACUUGUAUAUCAAACGGUACUAACGUUAAUACUGUUUGGUACAACAAGGCAGCUGGACAUUCUUAGCAGCUGGACAUUCUUACCACAGUUCAGUCUCUGGAUUGCUUUGAGUGAAAAGUGCAAUUUAUAUUUUAAAAGGGAAAUCUGAGAACACCUGAUGACUUGGCUACAAGGCUAAUUUAGGUUCUUAUACAUUGGACUAGAUGCAUUUACAAAGGUGAGCCUCUUAACCGUUGCUCCUUGAAGGUUUUUUUAAUAUUUAAGGCCAGAAGGGACCAUUAGAUCAUCUAAUUUGUCCUCCUGUAUAUCGCAAGCCAUUACAUUUUCCACAGUUACUCCUGAUUGAUCCCUAUAACUGCUUUCCAUUGCCUCAUUUUGGCAUCUGAUACCAUCUCAUAGCAUUUAAAUCUGGGGGACUGGUAUCACUAUACUUUCCUAUCAGUGAAGAUGGAUGCCACAUUGAAGUCUUGGCAUACUCGUGAAGAAAAAGGGGAGAAGUUUAAUGAGAAAAUGUGGAAGCCUGGGAUGAGUGAGGGAAUGAAGCAUUUGUGACUCCUGCCUUAUUAUAUUAUUACUUAUACUAUAGUAGAACCACACAGCUCCAGUCAGUGAUCAAGGCCCCAUUGUGCCAAAUGCUGUAAAUGCAAAAAAUAAAAACCAUAGUGUGCUCCUUGGGGCAGGGACUACGCUAGCUGUGACUUGAAGAUCUUUGCCUCAGGGAAGUGAUAACUCUUUUGCACACAUUCGAUCCAGGCUCAGGAAAGACAAGGCAAACUUAUACCUGAUGUAACUUUUUUCCUGGUUUCAGUAACUACUUUACAGUAGACAAAAGGGGGGGAAAUAGUGUCUCCGUGUUCUUGUUGUUCUACAGUAGAGAAAUGUAACUACUCUUUCUAGAUUUACCUACUGUUCAAGGUGCAGGAGACAAUGACAGCCAAUGCUGUGCCAUGAGCAGUCUUAUAGGGAGUCACUUUAUACUGUAGAUUUAUACUACUUUUAUGGCUCUGUCCAAGUGACGAAGCAUUGCAGAAGACAUUGAAACACUUUGGGCUUGCUAUGCUUAUGCAAUGGCUCGUCUCCAUACACACGCAUACUACAGCUGUUCUAAGCAUUUUUCAGGCCUUUUAGAAAGAAGACCUUUGCUUAAGUCCAGCUGAUGUGUGCUGUCUACAACAUUGUCUCCCAAGAAUGAAAGCCACACGUUCUGUAUUUGCUGGUACUUCUAACUUCAUCCACAACACCGUGCCUUUUUGUUUGGAAAUUACCCUAUAUCUCCUGCAGAGAAGCAGUGCCAAGUGCUUUGAGAGUUAUUUCAGCAGUCCCAGAAUGCAUUGACAGAGCAAGGGUUAUAAGGUAUGUGGGAUGAGUAUGCACCAGAAAAAGUUCUAAGGAAGAUCAAAAACUGCUAUGUAGGUGCCUUGAACUGUUGGAAGAAGCAAAACAUGAAAUGAAUUCUUGAAGUUAAGCAAGGAUAUCAUUACCGGGAGUGUGUUCAGACCCUGUGAGGCUCAGAAAGAUUAACUCUUUUUCAAAAGUCUUGGAAUACAGGUUAACACAUUAAAUGUUUGUAGUGUGAAAAAAAUUAUCCUUGUAAGUAAUUGGGAACUGUUGUGAAUUCUGUUUAAACAAGAUGGUCCUAGGAGGUGGUAAUAGUGUGAAACGGAGUGAAUGCAUCUGCCAAUGCCCAGAUGUUUAAAUAUUUAAUGUUGAGAUACAAAUGAUAUAUCUGAGUGUCUUUAUAUCUCUGAAGUUUUUGUCAGUAUUCCUGUAAUAUCCAUAUUUCAGGGAUUUAUAACUUGAUUGUGUGUGGUUGAAAAUCAUAUGAAUUACUGUAUAACUACUUAGCCUGGGAAUGAAUGUAUUUAGACUUCUAAAAAAUCAGUAUAAUUUUUCAAAUUGAAUAAAACAAGCAGGUUUUUAAAGUUAUGUUUUUGUGCUCAUAAUUGCAGUCGGGCUUGUUCUUUAAAUGUGAACUACUGGCUUGCACAAUUUAAAUGUGGACUUGUCACUUUAGCUGUUUUGUUGGAGGAGAGAGUACUUAAACCUCUCUACAUCUUAUUGCAGAUAAGUGCCAAAAAGCCUACUAAUGUAUUUCCCUCAGUUGUGUGUCCAUGUCCACAAGCCAAAUCUGAGUCUAUCUGAAUGCUUUAGCCUCAGAAUUUAGUUUUGCUUUGCUCAGGAGCAUUUCAGUCAAUAGAUUAAAAAUCUACAACUUUUUCAUUAUAUUAAAAAAAGAUAAUUCACAAGUAAAAUGCAUUGUCACAUUUAUGACAAUAAAAGCAAAGAAACGUAAGUGGAAUAAAAUAUAUUGUCUUCCAAAACCUGAUGAUGAUGAUGUCUCUUCUGUGGUAUUCUGAAUAGAAGGCUCCCCCUCAGUUCUUAUCUUUUCAGAGAGUUCCUUUUUAUAUGCCUUGUAUGGGUAGUGUUCAAUUUUCCUAUUUCAUAACAGUUCAUAUUUAUUUUUUUUAAAAAAAAAUGUUCGUAGUGAGGAGGACAAUAGUUCAUCUAUUUAAAGACUUGACCCGUUAUUUAAAAGUCGUAGUAAUUAAAGGGUUAGCUAGCUAUGUGUUCAUAUAAUGCAAACACUUAUUCACUUGUGCAUAAAGUUCACUCACUUAAGCAUAAAGUUAAACAUGCAUAUGUGUUUGCAAAAUUGGGAUCUAUGUUAGCUCUUUGUAUCAUAUUUAACAUUACCAUUUAAGCAUCUAAUCCUUUCCUAAUAUGACUUUUUGUAAUUUCACUUGUUUAUAUGGUGGAAUUGUUUACAUUAGGAUUUGAUUAAUACAGAUACAAACAUGUUAUAGGUCAUAUUGUCAGAGGGAGGUAUGUCAUAGACCAUAUUUGAACUGUUUUGUUACUUCUUGGAUAUCCUUGUUUCACCUUUCCAAAGUCUUUAAGCAGAAUUACUGGUAGUGAUGACAACAUGCAACUUCCAACAGGGACCAUAAAUUUAACUAGUGUUUCUGAUGUAUUUUGUUUUCAAAGCUAGUGAAUAGUUUUGUGCAAAAUGUACAAACUUGUCUAAGUUUGGCUUUGUUAAAAAUGAAGAAUAAAGAUAACUUACGUACUAGGGCAGAAAAUCUGUUCCUGCUUCUGUCA
This is a messenger RNA of Gopherus flavomarginatus (Mexican gopher tortoise), 4714 nucleotides long. RefSeq names its product defective in cullin neddylation 1 domain containing 5 (gene DCUN1D5). The coding region runs from base 244 to 951 and encodes 235 amino acids. The record is from RefSeq and is a predicted model, not a curated record. Gene Ontology annotation, biological process: positive regulation of ubiquitin-protein transferase activity; protein neddylation. Gene Ontology annotation, cellular component: ubiquitin ligase complex. Lineage: Eukaryota; Metazoa; Chordata; Testudines; Testudinidae. Gene Ontology annotation, molecular function: ubiquitin conjugating enzyme binding; ubiquitin-like protein binding; cullin family protein binding. The transcript is spliced from 8 exons.